AUGACUUCGUCCCACCCUCAGGAUGGCCCCAGUGGUCACCUCAGCACACCGCAACCACACCCCGAGCCGCAAUCGCAGUCACAACCACAAGCCGAGUCGCGACCCCAGCCUGCAGCUGGCCCGCCGCCGACAUCAAAUGCCCCUUCACCAACCGAGCCCUUACACACAACCCACCCCGACGAUGCGAUAACCAUAGCGAACCAAGAAAUAUCGCCGCCCAGGAAUCUGCCCCCGUCAUCCGACCCACCGGCGAAUCCUGUCCAACCGUCCGCUCCCACAAGCGACGAGGCCCCUCCGCGCCGCCAUGCCGACCAUGAUCAAGAAACCACUUCCGCUGACCUUGUUCACAACUGGCUAAACAAGACUGACGAGCAACCACCCCAGCCGGACCAACCUAGCACCGCUCCGUUUGUUGCGCCACAAGAGGGUCCUGCUGCUGCUGCUGCUGCUGCUGCUACCGCCGACGAUGCGGCGUCAGUCGAUCCUCGUGCGGUCAACGGCCUCUCGAGCGACUUCGCCAACCCUCAUGUGCCCAUGUUGGAACAGGACAUGCCGCAGGCCUUCAUGGACGGACAACACUACCUCGGACCGAUGUACCUUCCUUGGCAGUUCCAGGACCCAACAUUCAAGCUCGAACCCAUGGCCUUCCACCCCGGCGUCAGCGUGCACGGUGCUGCUGACCCUGGUAUCUCUGAUGAUGACGAUGCCGCCUCACUUGACCAGCCAGAGUUAGACGGCGCCUGUUUCGACCGUAUGGCACGCCUCGAAUUUUCUGAUUCCUACGUCGAAAUCACAACAAAUACCACAAUAAUAGGAAGAGACCAGAGAGUCUAUAAGAAAGCCUUGCGGGACAAGAGAAUCGCCGAGGAGGGCGGCAAUGUGUCGGGGGUGGUCCCACAGAAGCGUGGCCACUACAGCAGAUCCUACGUCAGUCAGGAGGGCGGUGCUUUGGGCCCCGAGUCGGACGACGAGGGUAGAUCAAGGUCAUCUAAGCGCCGUAGAAUCUUGGACGACAGCUUUGACGCGUUGCCACCCAGGGCAGGGUCACCAUCCGCAGAUGACCAUCCGGUGCGUGAUAAGGUCAUCAGCAGUCGGCAAUAUCUCAUCGACCACACCCCAGGAGCGGUCCCUGUUGACAUGGAGAAUCUCCGCCCUUCAUCCGAUGACAUAGCCAGAAUAGACAUCCAUGGUGCCGGUCCUAACAUCAUCGAGACUUCCAAGGGUAUUUCGCGGGAUCACCUCAAGAUACAGUACGAUGAAGAAAACCGCCUCUGGAAGGCAACAGCCAUCGGCAGGAACGGCUUUUUUUGUGACGAUGUGCUCUACCGCAGGGACGACGUCGUCACACUCCGCUCCGGCGCUGAUCUUCAAAUCCAGGGUGUCGGCUUCAUAUUCACCAUCCACGGCGUUGAAGACGGGAAGUUUGGCAACGAAGAGCCCAGAGCCUACUAUGAAGGCGAUAAGAAAAUGAGCCUCGACUUUUCCAACUCCCGUUGCGAAAGCGACAUGCGAGACACAGAUGAUGAGGAAUCGCCACCCGCAAAGAACCCCAAUGUGACUCUCGACUCUGAUGACUCGGAUGAUUCAGAUGCCGACGCCGACAAAUCUGCUGUGCCCAAGCCAGGUGUCAAUGGCGGCCUUCCCAAGGCCCAGCCGGAGGAGCCUAUACGGCCAACGAUUGAAUCGGAUUCUGUCAAGGACACUACACAGCCGGUGGGACCGGAUGCACCACAAGCCAUGGUGCCUCCCAAGAAACGUGGGCCAGGGCGGCCCCCCAAAAAUGGCGUCAUGUCCAAGAGAGAGGAGCGUGAACUCAAGAAAAAGCGCGAAGAGGAAGACAAGAAGAACAACCCACCUCAGGAGAUGGGCGAGCCCCCCAUCAAGAGAAAGGUUGGGCGACCCAGGAAACAUCCUCGGCCUGAAGAUGAGGGUGACCAGCCGGAGAAGCGCAAAUAUAAACCACGCAAACCAAAGAACGAGGACGGGGAUGAAGAGGAAGAUCCAGAGGGCGACAAGACCGACAAACAGAAGCGACUUCAAAAGCCAAAAACCCCACCAUUAGACCUGGGCAAGAGGGCGGACUGGCCAGAAGAAAAGCUGCAAAAGCCCAACAAAAAUUACCAGAUGCUUAUUGACGAGGUGUUGACCGCGGCCCCUGACGGCCUCACACUCAAGCAAAUCUACAAGAGGAUCGCAAUGGCGUAUCCGCAUUUUCAUUUCUGUGUCGACACCAAGGGAUGGGAAAGCAGUGUGCGGCACAAUCUUAUAGGGAGUCUUUGCUUCGAGAAAAACCAAGAAACACACCUCUGGAAGCGGGUCCCAGGCAUUCCUCUGGAGUCGGGCAAGAAGCGGAAGCCAAGCGAUACUACCGCAGACUUGCGCCCUCAUCAGCCAAUGUACAACGCCCCUUUCAACGCCACACACAACUAUCAGCAACCACCGCCACCCCAGCAGUUCCCGAACCAACAGAUCGUCCCCGCUGGAGGUGGCCCUCAGAUGAAUGGGUUCUCUCAUCACUUGCACAACAAUGCCCAGCACGCUCUAACAGGACGACUUGGUCAGGGCCCGUCGGCCCCAAGUCAGCGCGCCCCAACCAUGGUUCAUUCGGGGCCCGCGGUGGAGUCAUCAUUGAGAGAGUUCCUCGACAAGUUCUCCAAAGAGGUUGUCAAGCAACUCCAAGGCCGGGUCAAACGCCCACGCGCUGUUGCAGUAUCCGUUAUCAAUCGUGGGCUAGGUCUGACCGACAUGAGCCUAGCGCCAGAGCACGAGAAUUUUGAGAAGGCAAUUAUCAACAUUUUCCAUACACACAAGUUAACCUACUCCAAGCCGAAGACCAUCGCAGCAUCAACAGCCGUGAAGGAGGCAGCGAGGCCCCAGGCCACUCCGACAGCGCCAACCGUGAAUGGGAACGCGUCCGCGCCCGGAUCGGCCUCAGCGGCACUUUCACCGGUACCAGCAACAUUGACUUCCGCUCCCGAUGGCUCUGGUCCUAGUGGCUCAAACCCCACUGUUACUGCUCCCAACAGUUCUGGCACACCCGCAAGUCAAGCCAACGGAUCUCUGGCUGCGACCGCCAGCACUCAAAAUGCCACCACUACGGGUGUAAACCUUGGACUUGGUCACAAUAACUCCUCGGCCACUGGCCCUGCCUCGGCCGGCCCCUCGGCACCUUCUGCUCUGGCGCCCACCCAUCUCCCUGGCGCUGGGAACCAAUCUGGAUCACCAAACAGUGUGCAACCCACUAGUGUCCCGUCUGUUCCAAGCCCUGUCCCCCACCGCUCAAGCGCGACGCCUGCAACAGGCACUCCUACCCCUGAUGUGGACAACGCGCAGCUCCUGGACCCAAAACUUGUCGACGUGAUCAAGCAGUACAAGGAACUGAGUCAGCAAGUACUGAAACCACAGCUCGGACCGCUCCACGCCGAGAUCCUGGUGAUGAGUGCGGUGAACCGUGUGCUCGGCUUCACAGAGGAGACAAUUGUUCCGCAGACCGCUCAAAAUACAAAGCUUGGCCUCAAGGAGGCGGAGGACGCGCUCAUGAACAGCCUCAGACCUCGAAUAGAUUCCUACCUCAGAAGCAAGCAGGCGCCUGCAACACCCACGCCUGCCCCCGUCCAUGGCGCAACAACCACCUCGGCAUUGCCAUUGUAA
This is a messenger RNA of Diaporthe batatas, 3651 nucleotides long. RefSeq lists its product as uncharacterized. Gene Ontology annotation, cellular component: nucleus. Lineage: Eukaryota; Fungi; Ascomycota; Sordariomycetes; Diaporthales; Diaporthaceae. The transcript is spliced from 3 exons. Gene Ontology annotation, biological process: regulation of ribosomal protein gene transcription by RNA polymerase II. Gene Ontology annotation, molecular function: sequence-specific DNA binding; protein binding; DNA-binding transcription factor activity. The record is from RefSeq and is a predicted model, not a curated record. Bases 1 to 3651 code for a protein of 1216 amino acids.